UGUCACUAGCAAUCACCAUCGGCUUUGUGAGGAGGGAGAAUCGGAUUAUCCCUGAGAGCGCCUUAGAAAACAAUAAGUCCCAAGUUUGAAAAGGGGAAAUGGAUGGUGGUGUCCCAAAACCAGUUGCAGUAAAUGGCGUCACCAUGAAAUCACAGCUUCAGGUUACAGUCAUAUCUGCUAAGCUGAAAGACAGCAGAAAGAACUGGUUUGGUCCAAGCCCAUAUGUGGAAGUGUCGGUCGAUGGACAGUCCAAAAAAACAGAAACCCGGAAUAACACUCACAGUCCAAAAUGGAAACAGCACCUUACUGUCAUCGUUACCCCAUUCAGCGUGUUAAAUUUCCGGGUGUGGAGUCACCAGACUCUUAAAUCUGAUGCUUUACUUGGCAGCGCAUCUCUGAACCUGCAUGAAACCCUGCUCGCAAAUAAUAUGAAAUUGGAAGAAGUGAUUGUGAAUUUACAGCUACAAGGUGACAGGGAGACGGUCGGUGACUUAUCAGCGUGUCUUAAUGGGCUGCAGGUUGAUCCAGAGAUCUUAACAAAUGGUGAUAUUACAUUUGUAUCAGGUAAGAGUUGUAAUGUAUCUAUUAUCACAGAGCCUUGUAUGGGUAUGGAUACUGCUGAUGGCACAACUCCUACUGAUAACAGGUCAACCAAUGGCACCAGUUCACCAUCUCUGUCCAAUGGAGGCUUCAAACCUAACAGGCCCCCGAGACCUUCACGGCCCCCUCCACCAACUCCUCAGAGGGCAAAUGGCAUCCUUCUAAACAACGCUGAUGUUCCAGUGGACGUAGCGGCCAGCAGUGUCCCUCCUGAGACAGAUCCGCCAUCCGCUGCAGCACCCGUGUCCAGACAGAUAGCUCCAGUCAACAUGGAUAACCAGAGAAUUGCAGCCAUCAGUCCAGGGGCACUACCUCCUGGUUGGGAGCAGCGUGUAGAUCAACAAGGACGUGUCUAUUUUGUGGAUCAUGUUGCAAAAAGAACUACCUGGGAUCGACCAGAGCCUCUUCCACCUGGAUGGGAGCGUCGCGUAGACCACAUGAAUCGGAUCUACUAUGUCGACCACAUCACGCGGACUACCACAUGGCAGAGACCUACUAUCGAAUCCGUUCGGAACUACGAACAGUGGCAGCUUCAACGGAACCAACUGCAGGGAGCAAUGCAACAGUUCAAUCAGCGUUUCAUUUAUGGGAACCAGGAUUCCCAAGCACAGAACAAGGAGUAUGACCCGCUGGGGCCAUUACCUGUUGGAUGGGAAAAGAGAACCGAUGCCAAUGGCAGGGUAUAUUUUGUCAAUCACACGACACGGACAACUCAGUGGGAGGACCCGAGAAAUCAAGGGCAGCUGAAUGAAAAACCAUUACCAGAGGGCUGGGAGAUGAGAUUUACAGUGGAUGGUGUCCCCUAUUUUGUAGAUCACAAUAGAAGGACCACCACAUACAUUGAUCCCAGGACUGGAAAGUCUGCACUGGACAACGGGCCGCAGAUUGCAUAUGUGCGAGAUUUUAAGGCAAAAGUGCAGUACUUUCGGUUUUGGUGUCAGCAACUCUACAUGCCACAGCAUGUCAAGAUCACAGUCAACAGGAAAACCUUGUUUGAGGAUUCUUUUCAGCAGAUAAUGAGUUUUAACCCACAAGAUCUUAGGAGAAGGCUGUGGAUUAUUGUCCCUGGAGAGGAGGGGUUGGAUUAUGGAGGAGUGGCAAGGGAGUGGUUCUUCCUUCUCUCCCAUGAAGUUCUGAACCCCAUGUACUGUCUGUUUGAGUAUGCCGGGAAAGACAACUACUGCCUGCAGAUAAACCCUGCCUCCUAUAUUAACCCUGAUCACCUGCGAUACUUCAGGUUCAUUGGGAGGUUCAUCGCCAUGGCUUUGUUCCAUGGAAAAUUCAUAGACACCGGCUUUUCGUUACCAUUCUACAAACGUAUACUAAACAAACCGGUGGGGCUGAAGGAUUUGGAAUCGGUGGAUCCAGAGUUUUACAAUUCCCUGAUCUGGAUAAAGGAGAACAACAUAGAAGAAUGUGGUCUGGAGAUGUACUUCUCAGUGGAUAAGGAGCUCCUUGGGGAAGUAAAAAGUCAGGAUCUCAAAGAUAAUGGGAGCAACAUCCAGGUGACCGAAGAGAACAAAGAGGAAUAUAUCAGGCUGGUGGCAGAGUGGAGAUUGUCUCGAGGAGUAGAGGAACAGACUCAGGCUUUCUUCGAGGGCUUCAACGAAAUUCUCCCCCAGCAGUACCUGCAGUAUUUCGAUGCUAAAGAAUUAGAAGUUCUUCUUUGUGGUAUGCAGGAAAUAGACCUGAAUGACUGGCAAAGGAGCACCAUAUACCGGCACUAUACAAGGACCAGCAAGCAGAUUGUUUGGUUCUGGCAGUUUGUGAAAGAGAUCGACAAUGAGAAACGCAUGAGGCUCCUUCAGUUUGUCACUGGCACUUGUCGGUUACCAGUCGGAGGCUUUGCUGACCUCAUGGGGAGCAAUGGUCCUCAAAAAUUCUGCGUUGAGAAGGUCGGGAAAGAAAACUGGCUGCCCAGGAGUCACACAUGUUUUAACCGCCUGGACCUUCCGCCUUACAAAAGCUUUGAGCAGAUGAAAGAGAAGCUGCUGUUUGCAAUAGAGGAGACGGAAGGAUUUGGUCAGGAGUAAGAAGCCCUCCACAUAUCCUCCGGGCACAAUGCUGCAAGUGUGAACACUGCUGAUCCUCGUUCCUGGCCUCUUUCCACCUCUCCGAGCCACCAUCACUCACUAACCUGUCCCAAAUACAUCUUCACACCAUCUCCUUUCUAUUGAUAACAUUACACACACUUCUCAUACAGUGAAAUAUGACUUGUCCAUCUGAAGAGAUAAAUGCACCGAUUUGUAGAUGUAGCAGGGUGUUCAUCAGUCUUCCAGCCAUGGCAAGAUUUCAUCUCGUGAUAAAGCUCUUUUCUCAUUGCCGGUUACACCCCAGGACACUCGCAGCCCAUUGAGCUGUAUAUAGCCAUAUUUAUUGUGCACUACGGGAAGGUGUCCUGUGGAGUAAUAUGUGACGGGAAAGCGUAUCGAAAUCAGUGUUUCAGGUUUCCCCUG
Nanorana parkeri is the source of this 3056-nucleotide messenger RNA. It is a transcript of the gene ITCH, whose product is annotated as itchy E3 ubiquitin protein ligase. The transcript is spliced from 23 exons. Gene Ontology annotation, biological process: protein K48-linked ubiquitination; protein K29-linked ubiquitination; ubiquitin-dependent protein catabolic process. NCBI's taxonomy places the organism in Eukaryota, Metazoa, Chordata, Amphibia, Anura, Dicroglossidae. The record is from RefSeq and is a predicted model, not a curated record. Gene Ontology annotation, molecular function: protein binding; ubiquitin protein ligase activity. The coding region runs from base 99 to 2633 and encodes 844 amino acids.